Molecule: messenger RNA, 1572 nt
Organism: Eubalaena glacialis (North Atlantic right whale)
Lineage: Eukaryota; Metazoa; Chordata; Mammalia; Artiodactyla; Balaenidae
Gene: SIRT3
Product: sirtuin 3
Exons: 7
Coding region: 60-1127 (355 amino acids)
Molecular function (GO): histone deacetylase activity, NAD-dependent; NAD+ binding
Source: RefSeq, a predicted model, not a curated record
UCGGGGGCGGAGCGCGCACGUGACCGGUGGGCACCUGGCGCUGCGGGCUGCGGAGGAAUAUGGCGCUGUGGGCUUGUUCAGUUGUUCCCGCCCUCAGGCUUUGGGGCCUGGGAGGUGCGCGGCCCUGGACCCGCCGGCCUCGUAUUGCAGGUGGAGGAAGGCCCAUAUCUUUUUCUGCCGGUGCCUCAAGUGUCUCUGGAAGUGGAGGCCACAGUCCGAAGUUUCUCCUGCAGGACGUUGCCGAGCUGAUUAAAACCAGAGCCUGCCAGAGGGUGGUGGUCAUGGCGGGGGCCGGCAUCAGCACACCCAGCGGCGUCCCAGACUUCAGGUCUCCAGGGACCGGCUACUACAGCAACCUCCAGCAGUACAAGAUCCCCUACCCCGAGGCCAUUUUUGAGCUCUCAUUUUUCUUUCGCGAUCCCAAGCCGUUUUUCACUUUUGCCAAGGAGCUGUACCCUGGGAACUAUAGGCCUAAUGCCACUCACUACUUCCUGCGACUGCUGCACGACAAGGGGCUGCUUCUGCGGCUGUACACACAGAACAUCGACGGGCUGGAGAGAGGUGAGACCUCCGUCCCGUCUCACAUCGUCUCGCUCCUGCAGGGAAGGCUCAGGUGCCUGUUUCUAGCAUCUGGCAUCCCUGCCUCAAAGCUCGUUGAAGCUCACGGAUCCUUUGCCUCUGCCACCUGCACCGUGUGCCGAAGACCCUUCCCAGGAGAGGACUUUUGGGCCGACGUGAUGGUGGACAGGGUCCCACGCUGCCCGGUCUGCACUGGCGUCGUGAAGCCCGACAUCGUGUUCUUUGGGGAGAUGCUGCCCCACAGGUUCCUGCUGCAUCUGGCUGACUUCCCCAUGGCAGACCUGCUGCUCAUCCUUGGGACCUCUCUGGAGGUGGAACCUUUCGCCAGCUUGUCUGAGGCCGUGCGGAGCUCGGUGCCCCGACUGCUCAUCAACCGGGACUUGGUGGGGUCCUUGGCUAGGCAUCCUCGGGGCAGGGAUGUGGUCCAGCUGGGGGACGUGGUUCACGGUGUGAAGAGGCUGGUGGAGCUUCUGGGCUGGACGGAGGAGAUGCGGGACCUCAUCCAGCGGGAAACUGGAAAGAUUGAUGGUUGGGACAAAGGAGAGUGAGGGCUGCUCCUCACACCAGAAAUGGCUAUACGGGAGUCGCUGCCCAUUUCUGAUGAGCCCUCUGCCUGAAGAACAGCUCGGGCACGUUUACAAAUUUUGGCUGAACCAGAACAUGCGACCUGAGGCUGCCCCUGGAGUGUCUUCCCAGGUCAUAAGAGUCUGUGCACUCAGGGCCACCCCAGCCACAGAUGUGCAGGAGCUGCCUGGCCUUUUUGCCGAAGCUCUUAAUGCCACAAGCGUUCUUCUGAUGGUGAACCUCUUGAACUCAGACAAUCUGGAACCCCAGACUGGACUCCAUCUGAAGGCCAGGUUCAGCAUCUGUCCACUUGGGUCGAGCAGCCCCAGUCACACCCCAAGUGUGGGCCUGGGUCCCAGGUAAUGCACUAGGGUUUUCUAGCACGUUGGCCUCUUUAGUAGGUUUAUUUUGAGAGAUUGUCCUUCAUUU